UAAGAUGUCUACAAGAAGAAGAAAGAAAACUACCCUUUUUCUAUGUCCUGAGAUGCCUCAGCCUGUAGCAUGUGGUACUGAAGUAAGGCAUGAAGACCCAGAGAGACUAAGCUGUCAUUCACUGUGUGAAUCUCUGUUAUCAUGUGGGAGUGGAUUCAACAAUUUCCAAGGCAUUUUUAACUGGUCUGUAGUUCUGCUGGUCCUCACUCAUAUUCACAUGAGUCUGGAGAAUUUUAUCAAGUACGGACUACUCUUUGAUCCCAUAAAGAUCAUCUCAGUUUUCAUGAAAGACCCCUAUAAGUGGCCAGCAAUAUAUCUCAUUGCCGCUUCUGUUUUGCUUGCCCUUCCUGCAGUUUUUAUAGAAAGGUAUUUAAAAAAGGUUCGUGGCUCUGGAUGCAUAGGUUUGGCAUUGCAGACUCUGAACCUGCUCUCACUGGUAGCAUUCCCUGCUGUGAUGGUUUAUAGAAUGAAAGCCAUAACUCCAGUUGGCGGGCUGCUGACCAUGUUUGUGUAUCUCAUCAUUACCCUGAAACUGUUCUCCUACUACCAGGUGAAUCGCUGGCUUAGGGAGGGGAACCCCAGAUCUGUCAGAGGAAGUGCCAGGAUGCAAGCAGCAGAAUGUUCCAGCCAUCACUCCAGAAGGAAUGAAAGAGGACAGUCAAAGCAGAUUGUGUACCCAAUGAACCUCAAAGUAAAAGACUUGUAUUACUUUCUGCUAGCCCCAACACUUUGCUACCAGCUGAAUUUCCCACGGCUAAAACAAUGCAGAUAUGGCUACAUCAUUAAGAGGCUGCUUGAAAUGGUAUUUCUCUUUCACCUCAUGCUGGGGCUAAUUCAGCAGUGGAUUGUACCAAAUAUACAUAAAUCAAUGAAGCCCAUAAAUGAAAUAGAGUCUACCUUGCUUACCGAAUACAUUUUGAAAUUAGCGGUGCCAAAUCAUUUCGUCUGGCUGAUAUUUUUUUAUUGGUACUUUCACUCCUGCCUCAAUUGCCUUGCAGAAUUGCUACGAUUUGGAGAUCGGCAAUUUUACCUAGACUGGUGGUAAGGUGUCUUUCACCUCCUGUAGAAAGAGUGG
Molecule: messenger RNA, 1075 nt
Organism: Struthio camelus australis
Lineage: Eukaryota; Metazoa; Chordata; Aves; Struthioniformes; Struthionidae
Source: RefSeq, a predicted model, not a curated record